Messenger RNA from Lachancea mirantina, 465 nucleotides. The record is from the annotation of a GenBank genome assembly. NCBI's taxonomy places the organism in Eukaryota, Fungi, Ascomycota, Saccharomycetes, Saccharomycetales, Saccharomycetaceae.
AUGGGCGUUAUUUUAAGUUGCUGCUUCAACCGGGGGAACAACGCUGAGAAUGAGUCGCUGUUACAGAACGGUCAAAAUGGGUACGGGAGCGGUGCGCUGAACGAUUACGAUGCGGCACAGCGUCAAUUGGAAGAAGAAGAACAGAAAAUGAUUGCACGUGAGCAAGAACUGACCCAGAUUGUAAACAACACCAAUGACAAACUCAUAGACAUCUCAAUGAUGAGCAACAGCGGGAUCGUCGUACAGAGGCACGAUCUCAGCGAUUUGAGCAAUACGACUGAACACAGUUCUGAGGAAAAUGCAAGUACAGAUAAGAAAAAGGCCGUGUUGCUACAGAGUGUAGACCCUGCAGUGAUCGAUGCAAGCCAGCGGGAGCGGUGUAAACAGCUUUUUAAUGAAUUCUUUGACAGUCUGCAGGAACAGCUCCAAGUCAAGCCCGCGGGGAAACUGAUUGUCUCCCUGUAA